CAAUUUGCUCUCAUUUCAAUUUACGCUUUGCCAAAUACGAUUCCAGUUUUCGAUUACCAAUUCAGCUGUAUUACCCUAGCACUUUAAAAGUAUUCACAUAUUAAAAAUGAUUUCAGUUAUCCUUAUUGGAUUUGCGUGCCUUUCAAAUGUCUACGCCUAUCACGAUCCGGACCUUAACUACCAUUUGAGCCAAGUGCAAACUAUUCAAGAUUGUGGUGAUGCUGGGUACUCGUAUCCCACUCCAGCCGUGCAGCUCACUACUAAUGUGCAGCCAACCGAAGCCCCAAGACUUAUACAACCAGCUGUGCAAGCUCCAUUAAACAAAUACACCAUUAACAAAGGAUAUACACAGUUCUUUGAGCCGGCAGUACAGCAAUUGUCAUACCAAUCACAGCCGAGCUAUAGGGGAGCCCAAAGUUUCGAAUCCUAUAGCCUAGCGCAGGGAGAGCAGCAUGGAUAUGCGACGUCUCAAGGCUUGUCAGCAGCGUCGCAAACUAGAACCGUGACUCCUUUAGCGACAUAUGCACAAGCACCAAUCAUAGCUAAAAUAACUGCAGCACCUUUGCACGCCAGGUUUUCAGUGGCACCGGCUAAAACAUACUUGCCCCAAAACAUUUUCACUCAAGCUGCCUCAACGGGCUCUCUGGCGAAGGCAUCACUUAACUCUUAUAAUUUUGAAUCACCUGGACCCGUCGUAUCCCAAGUAAUUGCUCCUGCCAGUGUGCGCUAUGCGACUGCUCCAACUUUACGAGUCCAGAGCAACCCAACAGUUUAUACGUCAGCGUCUAAUCAAUACAACCAGGAAUCAUUUGCAACAACCUAUAACCAAUAUAGCCAAGCAAGUAAUGCCGCAAGAGUGAGUUCAGUGUAUAACGCACCAGCUCAAUAUUCAGUAAGUCAAGUAUCACCAGUAAACCAGUAUGUGGCGCCCGCUGUCCAGUAUACUGCACCACCAGUAGUUCAGUACACACGGCCAGUUGUUACACAAUAUUCAGCGCCAGUCAUAACCCAACAUGUUACACCAGUGAAACAGUAUUCUCCGCCAGUAGUGGUCCAAAGUGCUCAGAACUACUAUUCAAGGCCAGUGCUAACUCAACGUGUGGCUCCUGUGGCAGCCGUCUCUCCUGUUAGAGUUCUAUCCACCGCCCAACAUUCUAAGAACGUACAUACGGAAUUUCUGGAAAACUAUGACGCCCAUCCUCGUUACGCUUUCGAGUAUGGAGUGAACGACCCCCACACUGGUGAUAUCAAGCAACAGAAAGAGGAAAGAGACGGAGAUGUUGUUAAAGGUCAAUACUCACUGGUGGAACCGGAUGGUUCUGUUCGGACUGUCAACUAUGUAGCUGAUUGGGAAACCGGGUUUCAUGCUGAUGUCCACAACAGUAAAGAUGACAAGCAUUAAUUAUUCCUAAGACAAGGUUUAGAUCAAGGCCAAAGGACCAAGGGUUCAAUUAGAAUGUUGAAUGUUUAAAUUUGGUAGGCUAUUAUUAUAUAUUAUAUAAUAAAAUUGUUAAUUUCGAUCAAACUUUUUAAAAUCAUUAAAUACAUUUAAAUACUCGGAACUAUUGUAAAGUUGAUUAGUUAAACAUAACUAGGCUUUAAGUGGUCAAUUCAUUAAAAAUUAUUAAGGUUUAAUAUAGCUUCCAAAAAUAAGUUUAUUUAAAGGAUAUUAUGUGAAUAUAGAUAUUUUCUCACACCUAAUAUCAAUCAAGAAUGAAAUGUUUAAUUUUUAUUAAUCAACUCCAAAAAAAUUUAUUCUAUUAGAUAAAGUUUAUGAGUAAAAUCUUUGUUUGUUUCUACCUUUUUUAUUCUAUCAUUUAACAGCUAUAAUUAUUGUGAUAGCAUUAAUGUUUAAAUAUCACUAAGUGCAAUGUACAUUGUUUAAAAUAAAAUACUAUUUAAUAAAUA
Pieris napi is the source of this 1908-nucleotide messenger RNA. RefSeq lists its product as uncharacterized. The transcript is spliced from 4 exons. Gene Ontology annotation, cellular component: extracellular matrix. The record is from RefSeq and is a predicted model, not a curated record. Lineage: Eukaryota; Metazoa; Arthropoda; Insecta; Lepidoptera; Pieridae. Bases 107 to 1402 code for a protein of 431 amino acids.